Poecile atricapillus (Black-capped chickadee) is the source of this 4518-nucleotide messenger RNA. RefSeq names its product serine/threonine-protein kinase WNK1-like. Gene Ontology annotation, molecular function: ATP binding; protein serine/threonine kinase activity; potassium channel inhibitor activity. Gene Ontology annotation, biological process: protein phosphorylation; positive regulation of sodium ion transmembrane transporter activity; intracellular signal transduction. The annotation marks the transcript as partial. Gene Ontology annotation, cellular component: cytosol; cytoplasm. Lineage: Eukaryota; Metazoa; Chordata; Aves; Passeriformes; Paridae. The record is from RefSeq and is a predicted model, not a curated record. The transcript is spliced from 23 exons.
GUGGCCUGGUGCGAGCUGCAGGACCGCAAACUGAGCAAGGCGGAGCAGCAGCGCUUCAAGGAGGAGGCCGAGAUGCUCAAGGGGCUGCAGCACCCAAACAUCGUCCGCUUCUACGACUCCUGGGAGUCCUCGCUCCGCGGCAAGAAAUGCAUCGUCCUCGUCACCGAGCUCAUGACCUCGGGCACCCUCAAGACGUACCUGAAGAGGUUCAAGGUGAUGAAGCCCAAGGUGCUGCGGAGCUGGUGCCGGCAGAUCCUGAAGGGGCUGCAGUUCCUGCACACGCGGACGCCGCCCAUCAUCCACCGCGACCUGAAAUGCGACAACAUCUUCAUCACCGGCCCCACGGGCUCCGUCAAGAUCGGCGACCUGGGGCUGGCCACGCUCAUGCGCACGUCCUUCGCCAAGAGCGUCAUCGGGACCCCCGAGUUCAUGGCCCCCGAGAUGUACGAGGAGCGCUACGAUGAGUCCGUGGACGUUUACGCCUUCGGGAUGUGCAUGCUGGAGAUGGGAACGUCCGAGUACCCCUACUCCGAGUGCCAGAACGCCGCGCAGAUCUACCGCAAAGUCACCAGCGGCAUCAAGCCGGCGAGUUUCCACAAGGUGUCGGACCCCGAGGUGAAGGAGAUCAUCGAGGGCUGCAUCCGGCAGAACAAGGCUGAGAGGCUGUCCAUCCGGGACCUGCUGGAGCACGCCUUCUUCGCCGAGGACACCGGGCUGCGCGUGGAGCUGGCCGAGGACGACGCGGGGCUGGAGCCGGCGCUGGCGCUGCGCCUCUGGGUGGAGGACCCCAAAAAACUCAAGGGGAAGCACAAGGACAACGAGGCCAUCGAGUUCAGCUUCAACCUGGAGGCCGAUGUCCCCGAGGAGGUGGCCCACGAGAUGGUGAAAUCCGGGUUCUUCCACGAGAGCGACUCCAAGGCCGUGGCCAAAUCCAUCCGGGACCGGCUGGCGCUGGUGAGGAAGACGAGGGAGAGGAAGCAGGCGGAGGUCAGGGGGGGCCCCGAGAUCCGGGGGGGCCCCGAGAGCGAGGACACCGAGGUGGAUCAGCACGUGAGGCAGCAGCUGCUGCGGGAGCAGCCCCCGCCCGGCCCUGCCGAGGGGCUCCAGGACAACGCCCCCCCCCCGGAUGUCCCCGGUCCCCGCGGUGUCACCGGGGCACCGGAGCAGCUCUGGGGGCACCCACAGGGACCCCAGGACGGGCUGACCCCCCCCGUGGCACCCCCGGUGAGCCAGGCCAGCGAGGGGACAGCGGAGGAUGGCACCGGGGGAGCCACCACCGAGCCACCGGCGCCCGAGGGAGACCCCCGGGGAGGGGGGGGUGGGGACAGGGGGGACACAGCCACAGGUGGCACCGGGGGCACCGGGGCCGGGGGUGGCACCGGGAGGGGUGGCAGGGGUGGCACUGCCAGCAGCAGGGGUGGCACUGCCAGCAGUGGGGGUGACAGUGGCUCCUGGAGUGCCACCAGCCCAGGGAGUGCCACCAACCCAGGGGAUGCCACCAACCCAGGGAGUGCCACCAACCCAGGGGAUGCCACCAGCCCAGGGGGUGACAGUGGCUCCUGGAGUGCCACCAACCCAGGGGGUGCCACCAACCCAGGGGGUGCCACCAACCCAGGGGGUGCCACCAGCCCUGGGGGUGUCACCAGCGCAGGGGAUGCCACCAGCCCUGGGAGUGCCACCAGCCCAGGGGGUGGCAGUGGCUCCUGGAGUGCCACCAAACCAGGGGGUGCCACCAACCCAAGGAGUGCCACCAACCCAAGGGGUGACAGUGGCUCCUGGAGUGCCACCAAACCAGGGAGUGCCACCAACCCUGGGGAUGCCACCAACCCAAGGAGUGCCACCAGCCCAGGGGGUGCCACCAACUCAAGGAGUGCCACCAACCCUGGGAGUGCCACCAACCCAGGGGAUGCCACCAACUCAAGGAGUGCCACCGGCCCAGGGGGUGACAGUGGCUCCUGGAGUGCCACCGGCCCAGGGGGUGCCACCAACCCUGGGAGUGCCACCAAACCAGGGAGUGCCACCAGCACUGGGAGUGCCACCAACCCUGGGGCCCAGGGGGUGCCACCACAGCCGGUCCCCACCGUGCAGCCACCGCUGGUGCCGGGGAUGGCGCCGGUGCUGGCGAUGGCACCGCUGUCCGUCGUGCCACCGGUCAUGGCGGUGUCACCGGCCCCGGAGAUGCCACCAGCGCCAUCCCCGAUGCCACCAGCACAAGGGAUGCCACCUCCACCCGUGAUGCCACCGGUCAUGGCGGUGUCACCGGCCCCAGGGGUGCCAGCACCCUCCAUGAUGCCACCAGCCUCAGAGAUGCCACCACCAGCCGUGGUGAUGCCACCACCCCUGGGGGUGCCACCAGCCCAAGGGAUGCCAGCUCCACCCGUGAUGCCACCGGCCCCAGAGAUGCCACCACCAUCCCCAAUGCCACCAGCCAUGGGGAUGUCCCCAGAGAUGCCACCACCAUCCAUGAUGCCACCAGCCAUGGGGAUGUCCCCAGAGAUGCCACCACCAUCCAUGAUGCCACCAGCCAUGGGGAUGUCCCCAGCUCCAGAGAUGCCACCACCCUCCCCAAUGCCACCAGCCAUGGGGAUGUCCCCAGCCCCAGAGAUGCCACCACCAUCCCCGAUGCCACCAGCCAUGGGGAUGUCCCCAGAGAUGCCACCACCAUCCAUGAUGCCACCAGCCAUGGGGAUGUCCCCAGAGAUGCCACCACCCUCCCCGAUGCCACCAGCCAUGGGGAUGUCCCCAGAGAUGCCACCACCAUCCAUGAUGGCACCAGCCAUGGGGAUGUCACCGGCCCCAGAGAUGCCACCACCCUCCCCAAUGCCACCAGCCAUGGGGAUGUCCCCAGAGAUGCCACCACCAGCCAUGGGGAUGUCCCCAGAGAUGCCACCACCAUCCCCGAUGGCACAGCCCCCGCUGUUCCCCGGCCCCGAGGACCCCUCCCUGCUGCGCGUCCCCGAUGUCCCCGAGGCGCCGCGUCCCCGGCAGCGCCGCGCGUCGUGCCAGCGCCCCGCCCGCUUCCAGCUCACCGUGCUGCAGGUGUCCUCGGCUGGGGACAACACGGUGGAGUGCCAGCUGGAGACCCACGACAGCAAGAUGGUCACCUUCAGGUUCGACGUGGACGGGGACGCGCCCGAGGACAUCGCCUGCUACAUGGUCGAGGACAAUUUUCUGCUGGAGGGGGAGCGGGACAAGUUCGUGGAGGAGCUCAAGGCCAUCGUGGCUCAGGCCCGGGAGCUGCUCGGGACCCCCGGCCCGGACCCCCAGGUGGGACCCCCGGAGCCGGCAGCGGGGGCAGGGGAAGGACCCCCCCAAUCGUCACCCGUGGGGCGCUGGAGGUUCUGCAUCAACCAAACCAUCCGGAACCGCGAGGCCACCGGCCCUGGGGGACCCCCCCCCCGCCCGGAGAGCCCCGGGGACGUCCCAGGGGGGUCCCCAAGAGCAGGGGACAGACGAGGACGGAGCACCGGAGCGGGACGGGCCGGACACCGGGGUCCCCGAGGGCGGGGGGCUGGAUGUCCCCCGGGGACAGGGACACUUGGGGACAGCUGCCAGCGGUGCCCAGGAGGCGGCCGAGCCCACGGGGACAGAGAGGAUCAACCCCGAACCCCAAGAUCCGGGGGGUCCCCCAGGCCCGGGGGCCAGGGGGGGCCGGGGGGAGCCGUGGCCGAGCCCCCGGAGCCGGACGUGGCCCCAGGUGACCCCCAGGGACCGGGGCCGUUUGUCACCGGGGCCUGGGGACAGGAGGGACCCCCGGGAGCGGAGGCCGUGCCCCCCGCCCCUCCCGGGGGUCUCCCGUUCCCGCUGGGGCUCUGUCCCCGCCUGCGCAGCCCCCGCAAGGGGUGGGGGCGGCGCCUCAAGAGCUGGGCCCGGCGCCUGCGCCCCCCCGCCGGGGGGGGGGACCCCCACACAGAGGAGCCCGAGGAACUCGGGGACCCCCCAAGGCGAGGGCGCUGCCAGCCCCCCCCCGAGCCCGAGGGGGACUGGGGGGACCCCAGCUCGGGCAGCGAGAGCGGGGGCUUGGGGGGACCCCCGCACCCCCCCGGGGCCCCCCUGCUCGGGCCGGGGUCCCCCGAGACCCCCCUGAGCAGCGAUGGGGACUCGGAGCCCGAGGACGAGGCCCUGCGGGAGCAGCUGCGGCGGCUGCGGGAAAAGCACAUCCAGGAGGUUCUGGAGCUGCGGGCGCGGCAGGACCGGGAGCUGCGGGAGCUGCACCGGAGGCUCCGAGCCCUCAAAGAGGCCCGGGGGGACCCCCCGAAAUGGGGAGGGGGCGGCGGGACCCCCCCCCAGCGCGGCCUCGGGGGGUCCCCAAGGCGGCCCAGGGGGGGGCUCUUCACCGACGACCUGCACCGGCUGGUGGACGAGUGGGUCCAGGACACGGCGCGGGCCCAGGCCACCUCCUCGUGGGUCUCCACCCUGCGCGGCGCCCGCGGGACCCCCCGAAAAUGGGGGGAGCUGCCCCCCCCCAAACCCGCCCUGCGUGGGGGGGGCAGCCCCCUCCCCCCGGGGGCCGAAUGA